GCCGGAAAACGGUGAGCCGCUCUGGCAGGUGGGGCGGGGCGGGGCGGGGCCGCUGGGCCCGGGGGCGGGGCCAGGCCCGGGCGCCCGAAACCCGCCGGAUCCCGCGGCCCGCGCCCCGCGCCCCGCGCCGCCCGCCGCCGCCGUCAUGGGGGCCUGCCUGGGCGCCUGCUCCCUGCUCAGCUGCGCGUCCUGCCUCUGUGGCUCUGCCCCCUGCAUCCUGUGUGGCUGCUGCCCCUCCAGCCGCAACUCCACCGUCAGCCGCCUCAUCUUCACCUUCUUCCUCUUACUGGGGGUGCUGGUGUCCAUCAUCAUGCUGAGUCCUGGCGUGGAGAGUCAACUCCACAAGCUGCCCUGGGGGUGUGCCGAGGGGAACGGGAUGGUCCUCCUGCAGAGCCACCUGGACUGUAGCUCCCUGCUCGGCCACCGCGCUGUCUACCGCAUGUCCUUCGCCAUGGCAGCCUUUUUCUUCCUCUUCACCCUGCUCAUGAUCUACGUGCGCAGCAGCCGGGACCCGAGGGCUGCCAUCCAGAACGGGUUUUGGUUCUUUAAGUUCCUGAUCUUGCUGGGCAUCACCGUGGGCGCCUUCUACAUCCCUGAUGGCUCCUUCUCCAACAUCUGGUUCUACUUCGGUGUGGUGGGCUCCUUCCUCUUCCUCCUCGUCCAGCUGGUGCUGCUCAUCGACUUUGCUCACUCCUGGAACCAGCUGUGGCUGGGCAAGGCCGAGGAGUGCGGGUCCCGAGCCUGGUACGCAGGCCUCUUCUUCUUCACCCUCCUCUUCUACUCGUUGUCCAUCGCGGCCGCGACCCUGCUCUUCACCUACUACACCCAGCCCGACGGCUGCUACGAGGGCAAGGUCUUCAUCAGCCUUAACCUCACUCUCUGUGUCUGCGUCUCCAUCAUCUCCGUCCUGCCCAAGGUCCAGGAUGCCCAGCCCAACUCGGGCCUGCUGCAGGCCUCGGCCAUCACGCUCUACACCAUGUUCGUCACCUGGCUGGCUCUGUCCAAUGUCCCCGACCAGAAAUGCAACCCCCACCUGCUGAACCACUUGGACAAUGAGACGGUCCUGGCAGGCCCUGAGGGCUAUAUGACGCAGUGGUGGGAUGUGCCAAGCAUCGUGGGCCUCGUCGUCUUCAUCCUGUGCACCUUAUUCAUCAGUGUGCGCUCCUCGAACCACCGGCAGGUGAACAGUCUGAUGCGGACUGAGGAGUGCCCACCCGUGCUGGAGGCCACGCAGCAGGAGCAGGUGGCAGGCCAGGCCUUUGACAAUGAGCAGGAUGGUGUCACCUAUAGCUACUCCUUCUUCCACUUUUGCUUGAUGCUCGCCUCCCUACACGUCAUGAUGACGCUCACCAACUGGUACAGACCCAGCGAGGCCGGGAAGAUGAUCAGCACCUGGACCGCCGUGUGGGUGAAGAUCUGUGCCAGCUGGGCUGGGCUGCUUCUCUACCUGUGGACCCUGGUAGCCCCCCUCCUCCUGCCCAACCGUGACUUCAGCUGAGACAGCCCCCUGCAGCCUGCCCACCUGGUGCCUCGGGGUGCAGUGACAGUCAGCCAGGCUGCCCCCCGCCCUGCCUCCAGCACUUGCCCCUGAGCUGGGCGCCUUAUUUUUAGUGCCUCCAGGGACCAGCAGCGUCAGGCUCAUGCCUGAGCCCCUUUCUGCUGCCCCCGGACCACAGGACUUCCUCUUCCUUCCCCUUGUCCCCUGUCACCCACACUCACCUUCUGGGGGGGGGUUGGGGGGGGAGGGCCCUUUGUCCCCAGGCUCCCCAGGAGAGGGACCUGAGGAGAGAAAUGCUUAGAGCCCCCCAGAGAGCGGGGAUACUCACUCUGAUGGGUGCCCAGCACCGAGGCGUUGGUAUUCCUGACCACAUCCCGGGGUGCCCGCCUCUCUCCUAGACUCCGUGCCUUACAGAGUCUCUAAGACUUUGCUUAAUAAAGA
Molossus molossus (Pallas's mastiff bat) is the source of this 1939-nucleotide messenger RNA. It is a transcript of the gene SERINC2, whose product is annotated as serine incorporator 2. Lineage: Eukaryota; Metazoa; Chordata; Mammalia; Chiroptera; Molossidae. The coding region runs from base 146 to 1498 and encodes 450 amino acids. Gene Ontology annotation, cellular component: membrane. The transcript has 10 exons. The record is from RefSeq and is a predicted model, not a curated record.